GCGUGCUCGCAGGCACGCGGAAGCUCCGCCUCCGCUGCCGCCGCGGCCUUCAGUGCGCUCUCCCGAGCUAGACUUCUGUUUUCCCGCUGCCUCGUCCCAGGCUCACUCGGUCGCAGCCCCAGCAUCUGCGCCGCGGCGGUCCUCGCUCCGUGGGCCGCGGACGCCCCGGCCCAAUGCUGCGCUGGCUGAUCGGAGGAGGCCGCGAGCCGCAGGGCCUGGCCGAGAAAGCUGCUUUGCAGACAAUAGGAGAGGACCAAGGUCAGAACCCGUAUACUGAACUGCUGGUGCUGAAGGCUCAUCGUGACAUUGUCCGCUUCCUGGUGCGGCUGGAUGACUUCAGGUUUGCAUCUGCUGGUGAUGAUGGAAUUAUAGUUGUGUGGAAUGCCCAGACGGGGGAAAAGCUUCUGGAACUCAGAGGACAUACUCAGAAGAUAACAGCUGUCAUUGCGUUCCCUUCCCAAGACCCCUGUGAGGCCAGCAGUCAGCUCCUCCUGACGGCCUCUGCUGACCGGACUGUCGGUGUUUGGGAUUGUGGCACCGGCCGACAAAUCCAGAGAGUCACAUGCUUCCAGUCUACUGUAAAGUGCUUAACUGUUCUUCAGAGACUGGACAUUUGGCUCUCAGGUGGUAGUGACCUAGGCGUGUGGAACCGGAAAUUAGAGCUGCUGUGUAAGACCAGCCACCUUUCCGAUACAGGGAUCAGUGCUUUGGUUGAAAUCCCUGGGAACUGUGUCGCCGCAGCAGUGGGCAGAGAAUUGAUAAUUUUUAGGCUUGUAACACCCACAGAAGAAUUGCCGGAGUGGGAUAUUAUUGAAGUUAAACGCCUUCUCGAUCACCAGGACAAUAUUCUGUCAUUGGCUAACAUCAAUGAUACGAGUUUCAUCACUGGCUCCCAUGUUGGCGAGCUGAUUGUCUGGGAUGCCCUGGACUGGACUGUGCAAGCCUGUGAGCGUACCUUCUGGAGCCCGACGCCACAGCUGGAUGUCCAGCAGGAAAUAAAGCUCUGCCAAAAACAAAAUGACAUUUCUAUUAAUCAUUUCACAUGCGAUGAAGAGAAUAUAUUUGCUGCAGUUGGAAGGGGGUUAUAUGUGUAUAACCUACAGUUGAAGCGUGUGAUUGCCUGCCAGAGAACUGCACAUGAUUCCAACAUCCUACACCUCGAUAAACUUCCAAACAGGCAGUUAAUCUCGUGCUCAGAAGAUGGCGCUGUGCGUAUGUGGGAGGUCCGAGAAAAACAGCAGCUGGCAGCUGAGCCCGUCCCAACAGGAUUUUUUAAUAUGUGGGGAUUUGGAAGAGUAAAUAAACAGGCCAGCCAGCCUGUUAAAAAGCAGGAAGAAAACGUCACCACGUGUUCCCUGGAGCUCAUCGGAGAUCUGAUCGGACACUCAUCGUCCGUGGAGAUGUUUCUAUACUUUGAGGAUCAUGGACUAGUGACAUGCUCUGCAGAUCAUCUCAUUAUUUUGUGGAAAAACGGAGAGCGAGAAUCUGGAUUACGCAGCUUAAAGUUAUUUCAGAAGUUAGAAGAGAACGGUGACUUAUACCCAGAGUCCACUUAAAGGAGCUGGACAAGUGUGCGCAUGAGAGCCCUGCACAGCUAAUACAGUGCGGUACUCUGAAAACCAUCAACACAUUGAUCCCUUAGAUCUGUACUGUCUUCUUGCCUAUGAGGUUCUGUCUGUCUGUCUGUCAGCAGCAAGUAUCCACCCGAGAACCCAGCACAAUAUGGCCCUGCUGCAGUGCAAGUGGUGGGUACUGUGUUCUGUCUCUUAAAGCAGUAAAAAGAAAAUGUUGUCACACAUUAUUUACAAGUUUUAUUUUGAGUUCCUUUAGAGACUGUUUUAAGACUUGGGGAGAUAGAUCCUUUCUGCCACAAAUUCUCCUGCUCCUCAGUAGCUAUCAGUGUCCACCAGAACCAAACUUGAAUAUUAGCCCCUCUCCCCAAAAAGAAUUCUGUUCUUUAAAUACAAUGAUUCUGUUUGGUACCAACUAAUUUAUAUCAUUGAAAAAAUAUUUAAUUGUGCCCACUAAAAUCCCUGUGUGCUCCAGUCCACAGGCAUCAUCUGAGCAUUUCUUUCUCAGUGUGAACUGGCCUGACUCCUGAUUGGCAGAAUACUCUUCAGGUGUUCGUGGCGUGCGCCCUGGCUUAGGAGGGAGGCACAGCCUUUUCUCAGGUCAGGAGCUGUAGCUGCCCUGUCUGCCUGCUUUGCCAUUGCCUUCAAUGGUUGAGAGCAGCUUCACUGUUGAGCUCUCUGAACAUCCACUAAGACUCGACCAUGCUCCUCGCCCUCCCAGCCUGAUGACAGUACUCUCUCUUUUGGCACUGAAAUGUAAAAUGUGUUCCACACAGUAACAAUGGGGUUGGAGGACUGUUCUUGAACUGCUGAGUAAGGAAUCUUAUCAAAGACAGGCAAGAUGAUUGUCCGUCUGCAGAUUUGUGUGUGCACACACGUACUCUACUCCCUAGAUGGACACUCUGAAUUCUUACUUUCACUAGUUCUAACAUCCACAGCUGUCUUCAGUCAAAGCUUGGUAGCAUUAAAAUCAUAGGGAGAUCAGUAGCAAUAUGUUAGAAGUGUGGAAACCAUGGCCUGGGGAGGUAAGCCCCUCUUUCCAAUGGCCAUCAUCAUCACUGAACAGCCUUAAAAGCAGAAACCAGAGGAGAGUGAGAAGGGCUGAGCGGAAGUCCUGGCGACCAUGUUAGGGAAACCAGAGCAUUCUCAGACCUUGCUGCUGGCCGCAGUUCACAAUGAAAACAGCUUUAUGUGAAAAGAUAGCAUUCAAGUGCAAGCUGCCUUAGUUAGGACGUACCAGGAUGCCCAUGGGAAACUCAAGUGUCUUUUAGCCAGAAAACCAUUGUUAUCUGAGGAGUCAAUACAAGAGGCAGGUUUGUCAUCAUCCACCCUGCAGACGUCAUGGGGGAAGCACCCGCCAGCCAAGCAGACGAGUCCGCUCGAGUGCAUCCGCUUGCCGGUCACUUUGGCUAAUUUACUUUAGACUCACUUAAAGCUUUCAAUUGUGCUAUGUCAAUGGAUUUCUCCUUUUACUAGCUUUUCCUCUAUAAAUUUCAUAUUAGGCUAUUGGUUUGUAAAGGUGUUUUCUUCAAUAA
Molecule: messenger RNA, 3106 nt
Organism: Mastomys coucha (southern multimammate mouse)
Lineage: Eukaryota; Metazoa; Chordata; Mammalia; Rodentia; Muridae
Gene: Wdr41
Product: WD repeat domain 41
Exons: 13
Coding region: 174-1556 (460 amino acids)
Biological process (GO): regulation of autophagy
Cellular component (GO): lysosomal membrane
Molecular function (GO): protein binding
Source: RefSeq, a predicted model, not a curated record